Ectocarpus sp. CCAP 1310/34 is the source of this 1297-nucleotide messenger RNA. Lineage: Eukaryota; Phaeophyceae; Ectocarpales; Ectocarpaceae. The record is from the annotation of a GenBank genome assembly.
GACCUAGCUUGCGUCCCCAUGGUAGCCGUGACUGGGCGAGAUGCCAGCAUUGUGGCUUUGUUCUCCUACCUGCUGUUGUUGUGCGCCUUUCCUGCAUACGUGGGCCGAAUGACGAGCAUGGCGGUCUGGUCGGCAGCAGGUGUGGCCGGAUGGAGCUGGGGGUUUACCGUUUCCGGCCGGCUUCGAACACGAGAUCCUGUUGAAGACAAUGUCCGUGUCGUCCGCCACCAGAGCUUCGUUAUCUGGACUCUUUGCUGUGGGACGGCGGUUGUGGGCACAAUGGAGGCCAUGGUGGCGUCUUACGUGAGACCGUGGUGGCUUCAGAUCAUGGCGAACGCGGGAUUCACUUUCCUUGCCUUCGUCGUUGGGUGCGGGAUCUUCGGCCAUUCACAUGAAUGGGUUUUGCGAGAUCCCAACCUUGAGAAACCCCUGUUUCUGCUCGAUGUUUGCGUGGUUAGCUGACGAUGGAAGUGCUCAAGACUACGGUGUCAGCCGUAUGGUAUGUCAUGUUCUUUUUGUUCUUUUGAUGUUUGUGUUUUACCGUCUAUCAAGAAAUUCCGUGAGGAUGUGGCGGUUUUCGCCGAUUUUUUUGUGUGUGGUCCACGAUGAUCCAAAGAGAUAUUAAUAUGGACGAAGUUGGUGUGGAAGAGUGCAUGCCCUGGUGUGCGCGUGGUUUAUGUUACCUUGACCCCGCUCUAUAUGUGGUUGCAGCGCGACUGUGGGAGCUUAGAGGAGGUCCGUGUGGAUGCAGAUUGUAUGGUGCAAAGGGUGCAUGUGUAUUUUUUUUGUCUUCAUUUCAAAUCAGUGGCUACAGCAUUUGCACGGUUUACUCCAACCCGUGGUCACACUUACAUUACAUGAAGGUAAAACAGGAUGAAAGAGUAGAGUGGUACGUAUGCAUGUGGACACAUCUUUCUCGUUCCCUCUCUAUGGGCGCCAGUAUCCAACUUCCAGUAUAUGUUUGACGUACAAGCCGGGGUCACACAAGUGGGUUUCUCCCCCUUUCCUCCUGCGGUUCCUGCCUUCAAUUCAUAGCGCGAGACGAGUUCACCGGUCCCUUCCCUCUCUUUUGCGUUUACUCACGAUUCUGUGAUUCACCUCGUGCAUUGCGAAUGUUUCAUUUUUCCUCACUUGCGUAAUUCAAUUGGGAGUUGGGGCUUUCACGUGAAGGUAGCCUUCCGCCAAUCUUCUAAGGUAGCCGUCUGGCGAGUUCGUACUAACAUUUAUUGGAUUAUUCAACUGAGGUGUAUCAACUGUACAAUUUAGUCAAGAAUCAUAUCAGCCAUCCUUCUAUUCA